Porites evermanni is the source of this 9969-nucleotide messenger RNA. The record is from the annotation of a GenBank genome assembly. NCBI's taxonomy places the organism in Eukaryota, Metazoa, Cnidaria, Anthozoa, Scleractinia, Poritidae.
AUGGCAACCUUGAACGAGACAUCAGGAAUUCUUACUAGUCCUUACUACCCAAGGCCUUACCCUUCUAACGAGAAAUGCAGCUGGAAAAUUAAAGCAAGUAAAGGAGAACGCAUUGUGUUUGUCAUUAAAGACAUAGAUAUUCGCAACUGUGGUUCAUCUUGCACGUGUGACUACCUGGAAAUACAAAAUGGCUUAUCCUCUGAUGGCAUCUCAGGCAGGCGAAGAUGUAGAUCAGAUAAAGACAGUGGGAUAGUAUACCAUUCAGCAAAAGAUGUUCUGAGGCUGACGUUUGUUUCUUAUAGUUAUACUUACUGGGAUUACAGUGGAUUUAAGGCAACUUACAUUGAAGUGAAAUAUAAUGCAACAACCACCGGUAAGUUGUUAGAAAUCGGCUUUAAACGCAACGUUAAAGGUUUAUGUGCGGGUGAUCAAUUUUCAAGCAAGUUAGAUAAAAUAUUAUUGUCUUAUAACAGGCUUAUAGCAACUGUGACAUUCAAAUACUUUACCGAGUAAAACAACGCGUAACUAAAAUGUCGGUGAAAUGCCAACAAUUUUCAUUUGCAUGAUGUUAAAGGUGCUUGGUAGCAAAUCUGCUAUUAUUUAAGUUCGUCUAUUGCAACGCUUUCGAUUGAGUUUUCUUGUUUUUUUUUUGUUUUUUUUUUGGUUCACAGACAGGUUACUCUUUGAUUUUGUACUAUAAGGCUAAAUCAUAGUUUAUUUCUCCUUGUUGCAGCUUGUAUCUCUGGCGAAUAUCUGAAUGGCUUCAUUGGAUUCUUUUCAACUCCAAAAUUUCCGAGUAACUACCCUCAAUACAGCAGAUGUACCUGGAAUAUCACAGUUCCUAGCGGGUACAUCAUUAAACUUAGCUUCCUUUAUUUUCGAUUGGAGCCCAAUCAGUACAUUCCCUGCUAUUAUGAUGCUCCAGGAGCCCGUGUUACAGUCACAAAUGUUGCUUCAGAUGAUGGGUAUCAGCCGUUCAUGCUGUGUGGUCAGUCUCUUCCUCAUCCAGUGUACUCGGUAGGGAAUUCCGUUCAAGUCAUAUUCACGUCUCUGAACAGUGAAUACCCAGGGUUUAAAGCAACUUACACGGCUAUCUCUUAUAGUUCAGGUACGUUGUAUACGUUAUUCAUAAGACAUCAAUGAUUGAGUUAAGAUUACAAAAAAACAUCACCAACAACAACUCGCUCCAUAAAACGUGAACCAAGAAAGUCUUGAAUUCUGAAUUCCAUGCUGUGGAUUCUGGAUUCCGGUUGUCAGUGGCAUUUAGAUUGCGGAUUCCAAUUAUAAGUAGGAGUCUGGUUUCUCGAGUAGAAUCACAGAUUCCAAAUUCCAGGAUUCCGCAUUCUACAAGCACGUUUUGGAUCAUUUUACGUUUCUAGGAAACUGCCCACCUAUCCCUCACCUAAGCCGACAUUAACACUUACUUUUAUCUUAAGGUAAAAUGUUGGCUCAGGGGAGGAGUAGGUGACCAGUUUCCCAGAAACGUAAAAUGAUCCCACAUUUUUUCUCCGAUUCCGGUAUUCCGAUUACCUUACAUGGAGGGAAACAACAGCCAUAAAGAAACAAAAAAAUGGAGCUAGAUCGAUCUCACACUUAUUCAGGCAACUUCGGUACUUACCAGGCGAUCAAAAAAUUGACUCAGAAAAUAUUGACGCAUUACUGCUUGAAAAUGUGGAAGAACAAAAGAGGAAUAACGAAAUGCCAAAACUAGAUAUUGCUAGGAUAUUGCAUUCAACUAAAUUUAAAGAACAAGUUUGUUUCAAGUUUGUCUUUAUUUGUACGAAAGUCUGAUGCUCGAGAAUUAUCAGUUGCUACGUGGAGAUGAAAAUUUUGUCAGCCAAAGAGGACUCUUUCACCAAUUUGAAGUUUAAAGUUCAGAGUCAACAAAGAAGGAUUAAAUUACCGAAAAUACCGUGGCUUGACGCCUUAAAAUUACCAAGAAAUACGGGAGGAAAUAAACUCGUGGUGGAAAAAAAGUGUUGUAGUAGUAUUCGUAAUCGAUGGCAGGAAGCAAGAUGUGUAGUGUCUUACGGAUUUAACCAAGGAUUGAAUCAGAUUUAACCAUCAACACACGCACCAUCGUGCCAACAUGUGUAUUCAAUCAUUAUAUUACAUUCAGAGCACAUGCUCGAUAAUACAAACAUGGGGGUUGGGGACGGUAGACCUAAAUAUUCAUAUACUGCAUUCCUCCCUUCUUCGAAUUACUUGUUGGGUUUAAAAAAAAAAACGAAUAGAAAAUAAAGCCUAGCUAACAAUGUAUACAAAUGUCUCUAAGUGCCCUACAGAAAUCCUAAUACGACUGAACACUCCAAAGUGGUUUCAGUGGAAAUACAACAAAACAUAAGAAACGGUUCAAGUUCAGUUCAGAGUUCCUGUUCUCAAAGUCUAAAAGUUCUGCUCUGAAUCAAGCUGAAUAAAGCCUAAAACAUAGCCUUGAAAUUUAGACGGUAAUCUUUUGACUCUUGUUGGACGUAAGGUGACAGAAUCUCUUUGCUCCAUAGUAGCAUCAUCUGAACGUGUGUACUCCAAUGGGCCGUCCUCACUUGCUCUCUCAGAGGAAACAUUUACAGUUUCUCUGGACUCUUGGUUUGAUAAACUUUGUGUUGCUCUCUGAGCCUCUGAAGCAUCUGUUGACUUACUUGUGUCUGAUAAUACAUCAUAAUCUCGCUCCAAAUACUUCUUCACAUGGGUUACAUUCUGUAAAGGGAGACUGUAUGUAUUGCGUUGACAGUUUGUUCUCUUUCUCCUGCCUCAGUAACACCUUAUCACCUUCUCGAAUCUCACUUUCACGUGCAUUCUUUUGGCAUUCUGCAUACACCUUUCCCUUUGCUUUUCUCUCACCGUCGCGAUCUCGAACCUCAUCUUCGAUGCCGAACUCUUAGAGAUGGGGUAGUUUGGUCCUGAUACGUCUUCCAAAUAAUAGUUCGGCCGGGCUCACCCCAGUAGUAGAAUGUGGAGUACUGCGAUACAUCAUUGAGAAGCUAUCCAUUUCUGAUUUCCAGUUGCGACCCUCUGCUUGAGCGAUACGUAGGCGCUUCAGGAUACUGUGGUUUUGUCUUUCUUUUUCACCGUUGGCUUGCGGCCAUAAGAGUGCAGUUCGUCUAUAUGUUCAAUUCCGUUUUCCUCCAAGUACUUCGUAAAAUGUUCACUUGUAAAAUGCAGACCAUUGUCGGUUCUUAACGAAAGGCUGCGGCUUGCAUAACUAAUAACCCGCAGUUCUUCUCCUUGCUCUUGAACUAGCACGGCCCCUAAGCCUACAGGGCUUGCGUCAGCGAUCACCUUAGCCGGUGCAUUCUUAUCAAAGUAUCCAAGUGUCUCUGCACUGAACAGUCGCUUCUUUAACUCAUCAAAUGAUUACUGUUGCUCCGGCCCUCACACAAAUGGUUCUCCACUUUUUGUAAGCUGGCGGAGGGGUGCAGGUACUGUUGCUUGGUUUUGAAUAAACCGUGCAGUGAAAUUGACCAGACCAAAGAACCUUCGUACUUCCGCAGCAUUCGUCGGUUCACAGGCAUCAACAACAGCCUUUACUUUAACAUCUGCUGGACCAAUUCCACGUGCCGACAAAACAUGACCCAUGAACUCCAAAUGUGACAUCUUAAACUGACACUCGUCUCGGUUCAGUAUCAACCCCCUUCUGCUCAGUACUCGAACCACAUUCUCAAAUCUUUUGUCAUGUUCCUCCUCAGUGGGUGCAUGUACUAUUACAUCCUCAAGAAUAUUAUGAGCUCCGUCACACUCUUGCAGGACUUGGUGAAGUACCAUCUGGUACAUCUCAGGUGCACAACUAAUACCGAACAUGAGUCGUUUGUACCGGUAGAGUCCCUUGUGUGUGCCAAAUGUAGUGAUAUCCCUUGAUUCGGGCGACAGUUCUAUCUGAUGAUAGGCGGAGGUAAGAUCCAACUUGCUAAAGAACUUGCUCUGGUUCAGAUCUUGUAAAACUUCGUCAAUGGUGGGUAUUGGGAUACGCUCUCGUUUUACUGCCGUGUUGGCUUGUCGCAUAUCCACACACAAACAAAUAUCACCUGAGGGCUUGGGCACCACUACCACUGGUGAGACCCACGAGCUUGGUCCACUCACUUUUUCAAUGAUGUCUAGUUCCACAAGUUCAUCCAGUUUGGUACUCAGUUUAUCACGUUAGUGGUAAGGGACCUUCCUAAUCGGUUGUGCCACAGGCUGUACCUUUGGGUCAAUCGGGACUAUUAGCUGGAAAUCUUUCAUUUUGCCAACUCCUUCACAUCCCAUCGGUAGAAACCUCUGGUGAAUUCACGUGAGCUCCCAGCUUCAAACCUCCUAGAGGAAUGGCAGUUUCCUGCCCAAGGAGGGCGUGUCCCUCAUUUUCAUUGACAGCAAAUUCCACCCCACUUAACACACUCUCUCUAACAGACACUUCUGCGGUAAAAAUGCCUGCAACUUGUAGUGGCUGAUUACUACCACAUGCAUACAACUUCUUUGAAGCCUUAGUCGACACACAUGCAACCUUAUUUGCUUUCACAUAUCCCCAUACAUUACGACCUAUGACAUUGCAACUAGCACCAGAAUCAAUAAUCAUUGUCACUGGUAAACCUCCUACCUUCACAGGAAUUUUCCCAUCACUUGAAAUAUUAGAAUCAUCUAAAAUGCCAAAAGCAUAUUCACAAUCAUCACCCUGAGUACCAUCAGUUUCUACCUGCCUUACAUGGUGAGAUGCACCUCCCUUCUUUCCGUCGUCUGUUUCACGCGGCCCUCCAGCUCCUCGACCACUGGUUUGCUUCUCUUUAGUUUUACACACAGCCUCAAAAUGUCCUGAUCCAUAACAAUUCCUGCACUGUUUCCCUCUCGCUGGACAACGACGAUCGUUGGCUUUACGUCAAAUAUAUCCACAACAAAAACAUUUGACUUUUCUUGCGCUCGCAUCCCCUUUGUAAUUCGUCUUUCCCCUCACACUAUUCACUUCACUACGGACCUCACCACUUCCUCUUUCGAUUGAACGGGCCUGUUUUUCAGAUUCCUCCAUAGAACUAACAAUUUCUCUCAAUUGUGGCAGUGUCAAGUUUCGACCCUUCUGAAGUAACUUCCGACGGAGUUCGUGCACAAGCAUUUGCUUAUCACUUGAUCACGAAUUUGCUCAUCCACAGUUGCAGCGUCUCCGAAUUCGCAGGCUUGGGCUUUUUGUCUCAGUCUAGUAUUAAACUGUUCGACAGUUUCGUUUGUCAGUUAACUUGUUUCACGAAAACAAAGCCUUUCAUACAGAACAUUUGCAUGGGGUUUGACAUAUUUAUUCAAGGUCGCCUUUACUUUGUCAUAACUAUCUGACCCUCCUUCUUCGGUCAACGUGAAAUAAAUAUCUUGCAAAUUUAAUUCGGCAGUAUGCAGCAAUAAAGCCUUCUUCUGAUUGACAUUUUUGACUUCUUUUCCCGUCGCAAACAAUUCAAACGCGCGAAGCCAUCUUUCCCAGCGUGCGGAAAUACACCAGCAGUUUCUGAACAGUCAAACGGCUUUAAUCCUUGUGCAUCGCUUAAAUAUACACUUGCCAUCUCGAAUGAACUUCUUCAAAUGACCGUCCUCGUCGCCAAAAUGUAGUGUCUUGCGGAUUUAAUCAAGGAUUGAAUCGGAUUUAACCACCAACACACAAACCAUUGCUGCUCGUGCAAACGUGUGUAUUCCAUUCUCGUCCCCAGAGCCACUCGGCUUAGUUUGGCUCUUGACGCAACGGAAAAUACGAAUUUUUUCAUUGGCUGAAGGGAAUUGAAUGCGCAGAACAAAUUUAAAAAAUCUACUGCGCAUAACAGUUUAUAUCCUGCCCUUUCGAACAGCAAACAUGAAAUGCGUGUCUGGUUUACGUCGAUCGCGACAAUCCUGUUUUGUUAGCAAGUGAAUUCUGCAAUGCAGUAGCAGUGAAAAAGAGAAUUGAAGGUCAAGUUUGAGAGGUUUCAACGAGAACCACGAGCCUUAACAAAGAACUUUUGCCUUCGUUGUGGGCUAAUAAUCUCUCGCGUUCGGGAUACUGAAAGGAGAAGUGAAUGGUUAGCCCUUGCUCACAUAGAUUAAAAGUUAAAAAUCGAGCAAUCGACCACACUUUUUUGGCGUUAUUAAAUACGUAUUAAAUAUAACCAGUCUGUCUAAUUCUUCUGGAUAUUCGUCUGUGCUACAGUAAGAGAGGAAAUCAAGCUCAAGGCCUACAUUACAGAAAUGAUGUGUACGUAAUAAUAAGUUUGUUACAUUGUGCUUUUGAUUUAUUGUUUUUUUCUGCUGAAAGUACAUCUCCUUUGUUAUACUAAUAGGUGAAGAUAAUUUUCUGUUACAAGCCUUUGAGCUCUGAUGUCAGUGUACAAAGCCAGAACUGAAUAGCUUAUGAAUCUUUUGGGCUGCAUGCAUGCAUGAUGAUGAUGAUGAUGAUACCUUUAUUAAAGCGCCAAAAACUGUAAUAGCGGUGUAUAACCACUAAGUGGGGACACUAAAAUAAAUUAAAAAAGAAUAAAUCAAUUAAUAAAUUAAUUAAAAUUAAGAAAAACUAUGUACAGUAUGAGCAAGUGAGAAAUUCGAGUGAACUAUACCUAAUAUGUACAAAUGUAUCCAUUAUCUUAUAAAAAAUAAGAAAUAAAAGAUUAAGAAGUGCAAAGAGAGCAGUUAGAGCAGUUAUUGUCAUCUAAUAGCAUGCUAAGAUCCACUUUUCUGAUGUUAUAUUUGAAGGAAGACAACGUGGAAGCUUUUUUCACGUUACUGGGAACAGAACUCCAUACCUUUGGGCCCAUAUACCUGAGCGAGUGCUUUCCAAAGGAGACUGUGUUGAAUCUGGGUAUAGUGAAGUCAUGAUUGCGCAGUUCAUACUUAAUUGCAGGCUGUUCAAAGAGAGUGCUAAUGUAUGUUGGGCACACGUUGUUUUUAACUUUAUACAUGAGAAUAGCUAUGUCCUGUAGUCGCCGGUUGUGUAGAGUAGAUAGCCCGGCCGGUCGUGUAGAGUAGAUGGUAAUUGACCAGAGGACGAAUGUUUAUCACAAUAUAUAGCCCUAAGUGCUCUUUCCUGCAUAAGGCAAUUUUUUUGUAAAGAUGAUAGGGCAAGUACUCUUUCCAAUCUACAUUUUCUUCCGCGGAAUUAAAUCUUUAAUCAUGUUUAGAUAGUUGUGGAAGCCCUCUGAUAGUGUUUAUUUUAACAGUAAGAACUAGCCUGUGAAAGGAAAGGCUCUGUGGCCGACUUGUUACAAGUGUGUUGCAAGAACAUAUUCUCAUCCUAACAGUCCUUUCUUGGCUUCCAGUCAUGCACCAUUUAGAUAAAGACAAACAAGGGCCUCUAGGGUGAUUUAUAAUGAACAGUUAACAAAGAAGCAGCUAUUGCACAAUUUUUCUUGAUAAACAACAUAAUUAUUUAUCUGAUCACUAAAUAAAAUAGUACAAUGUGCUAAACAAUUUGGUUUUAAAGUUCUAAAACACAAGAAAGCUUUUAAGAAACUGUUUAAAAUUAGGCAUAUAUUAUAAGAAAACGGGCCUAAUGUAGAUUUAUUGCAAUGUUAUGGACAACUGAGUUGUUGAUAAAUAAAAUAAUAAAUGAAAAACAGCCAAGAGUAUUCUUUUGCAUCAUACUGCAGGGGCAAGUGGUUGUUGAUGAUGACAACUGGAUUUUGCAGUAUGUCACCUUCAACAAGGGUGGGUAACAUAAUAGCUUGAGCAACAGUAAUAUUCUAGUUUACUAGCUAUUCCUAACAUAUGCAUAUGGUAUCUUAGUUUACUUGGUUAUUGACAUAUAAUGAGCCAAAUUAAAACUUGCUUCCACUGGUCAUUGAUUCAGUUCUAGUAAAACUCUUUCAUAGUCGGAGAACCUCAUAUUAUAACACAAAAUAAUCAAGUUUAAGUGAGCGAAACAAUAAUUACACAAUUGUAGCUCUGAGCAGAUAUUGUACUUUAACUCUAUAAAGUACCACAUUCAGUUUCAAUACAACUGUACUACAUGCAGUGUGCUUCUUGCCUUGCCAAAGUUUGACCAAACUAUGUCUGAUUUCAGGUCUGAUCCAAAAUUCUAUCCCCCAAUUUCAAACCAGGCCUUGCACUCCACUUUCAAAACAAGACGAGCGCAGCUACUCAAGAAAAUGCUUUUGGGUUGUGUGAUACUCAAAGUCUACUUCUUAAGGGGGUCUUCUAAAGCAUACGGUCUAUAUAAAGCGUAUAUCACUCUACAUUUCGUCGUUCCAGAUAAGAAAGUACAGCUAAAUAGCUUAUGAUAACCUGUUCUAGGCAUUCAGAUAGUGAGAAGUAAACAAGAAAACAAGAAAAAAUGUCCCUCCUGGUUAUAAGCCCUCCCCCAAGCUUCCAAUAUUUCAUUUAGAAGCUCAGUUAAAAACCAAUAAAUGCAGAAAGUAGUUUGUUUCAAAUCGCUUUUUCUAUUCCAGUUAUAUAGCCCCUAAAAAAAAAAAAUAUGUGUCCUGAACUUCAUGGCGAUUAGUCACUAGACAAUCAACAUUCCUGAAAAUUUUCACGUGUUCACGAUUUUCUCAGUUUGACAGCAAAAUUAUUGAAAACUCUCUCAUUGAGGUAUUGAUGAUAGUAUUUAGUUAGGAGAUGAUAACUGAAAUCUUUACUGUAAUUAGGAGGAUAAACCUCUAAUAGAUAAAGGUCCCUUUUUGGUCCUUUUGCAAAACACUGAAUGGCCACCAUAAGCACCAAAUGAUCCAUUGCCGGGUUAGCAUAAACGCUAUUAAAAAAAAUUAAAACCUACCAGUCGACACCUCAAAAGGAAAAUAAACUUAGGAAAAAACACAACCAGUUGGAGUGAAACGAAUAUAUACAUUUUAUUUUCCUGUCCACUUGAAUCACACAACACAUGAAUUGUUUCGUUUCAAAAGACGUUUUGAAAUGAGAUAGCGUUUGCAGGACAUCACAUGGAACAAGAUACCUCUUGCUUUCCCAAUGUUUGUUUUCGCCAAACGGUGAACUAACAUAUUGCACUCAGACGAUAAUCUGCCGAUUAAUUGUCUCAGUUCUGCGACCCAACAGUGUGUUCAGCUGGUUUUUGUUAAUGUCUUCUCCUUUUGACUCUAAAUUAUCAAUGAAUCCUAGUUGAGCGAAAACAGCCCAAGGAAGCCACUCUCGGGAGAGAGCUCAGGAAGUAAAAUUCUUGCCCCAGAGGAGCGAUGAGGGACAAAAUCCGUUAUGAGCAUGAGCAGUGAUAUUUUUAACUCCUGUACUUGCGUGACCGCAUGUCAGAAAUUUUCUGACAUCUGCUAACGGCUGCUUCCAGAGCCCCUCGUUUCAAGAUCACGUCACCAAGAAACGACGGGCUCUGGGGACGAGAGUGUGUGUAUUCAAUCACCAUAACAGUCAGAGCGCAUGCUCCAUAAUACAAACAUUGGAGGUGGGGACGGUACAGCUAAAUAUUCACAUAUACUAUAAGAUGUUAUGUUAAUAAGCAGUAUUUUGUAUUUUGUAGGGGGCUUAUUUUGUAGGGGGCAUCUGCUUUACCAAGAUAUUAAGGCGUUAAAAGAAAUAUACUCCAAGAGAUAUGUGUAAUAUUCUUUUACAGUCUGUCCAAAUAUGACAAUCUUGAAUGAGAGUUCAGGAGUCAUCACCAGUCCUUUCUACCCCAGAUAUUAUUCUAAUAAGCAAAGCUGCAGCUGGGAAAUCAGGGCAAGAAAAGGAAAACGAAUUUCAUUAACUAUUGAAGACAUGGAUUUUGAGGACAUGGAUAUUGAUUCGUCAGGUGAUUGGGCGUGCGGCGAAGGAUGGUCUUGCUCUUGUGGGUAUUUGGAAAUUCAAGGUGGAUCCAUUUCACGCUAUGAUGGUCCCAAAUGGCGUUUAUGUUCCGUUCCUUUAACAGCCAACGCAACAGAUGUUUGGUUUAAAGAGAGAAUUAAAGUACUAUUUGUCCCCGACAGUACUUUAGGAUGGGGCUCUAGAUUUAAAAUAUCAUAUACUCAAGUUACCUGCGGUGUAUCUGGUAAGGAAAUACUGCUUAUUUCCUUUUGUGGAAGUGAAAAUGACAAAACCUUAACGCCAAGCUAG